AUGCUGGAUCCACAGGUGCGGGAUCUACAGGUGCGGGAUCUACAGGCGCUGGAUCAACAGGUGCUGGAUCUACAAGUGCGGGAUCUACAGGUGCGGGAUCUACAGGUGCAGGAUCAUCUACAGGUGCGGGAUCAUCUACAGGUGCGGGAUCUACUGGCGCUGGAUCUGCAGCAGAAGGCGAGGGCCAAGGGCAAGACCAGAGCAUCGUCGGCUGGUGGUGGAAGCGGCGGUGAUGGUGGAGAUCAUGUGCAACCCACUGACAGGGUGAAGGAGCUGGAGGGCGAAGCGAAGAAGGUCUUGCUCAGGUACGGUGUUGCGUCUGGCACUGCCUACAACAUCAUGAUGAACGUGGAGAGGCAUCCUGAAUGGGCGUGGGGCAAGAACGACACUGAUGUGAACGCGCUCAAGGCAGCGACUGGGGAGCUCGCGGACACGGUGAUCCAGAACUCGCUCUUGAGCAAAGCCAUGACGUCCAAGUUCAGCGGGCUGAAAGCAGUGUUCGGUGACAACUACUUGGUGGGCCUCCAGUCCUUGAAAGAGCUUGGCCCCAAGCUGGACAACAUCGUGAAGCUCAGCGGGCUGAAAGCAGUGUUCGGUGACAACUACUUGGUGGGCCUCCAGUCCUUGAAAGAGCUUCUGGACAACAUCGCUCACGGAGACUAUCGUCGGGGUGCACAAGCUGAAGACGAGCGACUCGCUGUCCUGCUCGCGAUGCACGGCAUCGUCUGGCAUCGCGGUGUGUUCGACACCGAGGGGCGCCAGGUGCACCUGCAGCCAGGCGCUCCUGGGGAUUCAGGCGCGCAGUCUAUGAUGAAAAUCUGA
This is a messenger RNA of Prorocentrum cordatum, 822 nucleotides long. The record is from the annotation of a GenBank genome assembly. NCBI's taxonomy places the organism in Eukaryota, Dinophyceae, Prorocentrales, Prorocentraceae.